AAACAAUUGAAAAGUGAUUUGAUAACUAUAACAGUAAUAGUAUUAGUAUUAGUAGAUUUGAUAACUGUUACAAGUAAUAGUAUUACUUGGUAAAAGAUUAUUUAUAUUUUGAUAUUAUCAAAAUAUAUUUAAGAUUAUGUUUAGUUAUGUUGUAACAUACACGUUACAACUGUGCUGUAAAAUUCACUAGACUAUUUCAAUUGUUAUUUUAUUAGUCUGUUACAAAGAACUUUGUUUUUGACUGCACGCGCUAAAUUCUUUAGGUUGAAAUAAUUUUGAUUUUUAUUGUACUGUAGCGAGUAAAGUCGAAAAGAGUUUUUGCAUUGUUAUCAAAUGAGAAGAACUAUUGCAGAAGAUUCAGAAUGAUCCCAGCAGCCUCACUUCUUUUUGGAUAUUGGCCUUAAGCUUUUGGAUUGCUCUUGACAUAAUAACAUACAAUUAAUCCUUUAACAAAUGUGACUCCAUCUUGUUGGAAUCACAAUUCUGGAAUGUUUUCUACUUCUGGUUAUAAAACAUUUUCAAAGAUUGCCUGGAAUUUAGCUACUAUCCCAGAUUUAACAAAGUUAUGUCUUUCAAGUAUAGUAAAGAAUUUUGCAAAUAAUCCUGUUUUAAAAGAUUUGUUACCGCAACACCAGUCAAAAGUUUUAGAGGAGUUAGAUGUCAGACUACCACUGAGUGUAACUGCUAAUCUAAUUGAAGAUCAAGGCUAUUGGAAAAGGUGUUUUAUAUCAUCAUGGGGAAUAGCUGAUGAAUCUUUGUAUGACCAUGACUGGAAAAGAAUGUAUUUUGAAAAAAAUUUGGAAGGUCAUAUAGAAAACUUUAUACCUGGUACAACUGAUCCUUCAUUGUUAAAUGAAACUUUGAAGUUAUCAGGGAAAUUCAUAAAACGCUUAGAAAUCAAACAGCUUCUUCCUCCAAUUAAAGUACCUCAGCAAAAUCUCAAUGAUAGUUUUUCUGACUGUGAGAGCGAUUCAGAAGACAAUGUAUUUGUUGGUGAUCAUUUUGACAUAAACAUUUUGGUGAAAUUUGUUCCCUGUUUAAAUGAACUAAGCCUUUAUUAUGGCGUGCAAAAGUGUGGAAUGAAUUUUGAAUGGAAUUUAUUUGAGUUUACAAUGAGAGAUUGUUCUCUCUUAGCAAAGGCUUUACCCCUUUUCUCGCAGUUGACAUUGUUUCAGUUGUGCAAAAGCAAAGUAGAUGAUGUCAAAGCUAGAGUAAUUAUAAAAAGUAUAAUUGAUCAUCCAACACUAAAGACACUCGAUUUUUCCCACAACAAGCUCGGUGAUAAAAGUGCAAGAGCAAUCGGAAAACUAUUAAACAACCAUUCCCAUCUUGUAAAACUUGAUCUCAAGGAUAAUCAUAUAUCAGGAGCAGGUGCUGCAGCUAUAGCAUAUGCUAUUGAACUUAACUCUACUUUAAAGUUUCUAAAUUUGCAAUUGAACCAGUUGCAAGACAGUGGUUGUCAAUCAAUCUGCAAAGCAUUAUUAAUCAACCAAACUCUUACUCAUUUGCAUCUUGGUAGUAAUGGCAUUAGUGAAGUAUCUAUUGAUCUGCUUUGUCAAGUUGUAUUACAUAACAAAACACUAUUGAGUCUUAAUUUAUCAUGUAAUUCUAUCAAAGAGAAAGCUGGAAUAUCUCUUCAAGAGGCAUUAAUGGAUAACUCAUCUUUAGUUGAUUUGGACUUGCGUCUAUGUGAUGUCAGUAUUUAUUGUCUAUACAAUAUCAAUCAACAUUUAAAAGCAAACAGUGAGAAGAAAAAAGAAAGAUAUAUAAAGCAGUUUACAUAUUGAUUUUAAAAUGUUAAGUUGAAACGUAUUUUUUUAA
Molecule: messenger RNA, 1821 nt
Organism: Hydra vulgaris (swiftwater hydra)
Lineage: Eukaryota; Metazoa; Cnidaria; Hydrozoa; Anthoathecata; Hydridae
Source: RefSeq, a predicted model, not a curated record